This is a messenger RNA of Pestalotiopsis fici W106-1, 1569 nucleotides long. RefSeq names its product Glutamyl-tRNA(Gln) amidotransferase subunit A. Gene Ontology annotation, biological process: mitochondrial translation; glutaminyl-tRNAGln biosynthesis via transamidation. The coding region runs from base 1 to 1569 and encodes 522 amino acids. Lineage: Eukaryota; Fungi; Ascomycota; Sordariomycetes; Amphisphaeriales; Sporocadaceae. The record is from RefSeq and is a predicted model, not a curated record. Gene Ontology annotation, cellular component: glutamyl-tRNA(Gln) amidotransferase complex; mitochondrion. Gene Ontology annotation, molecular function: glutaminyl-tRNA synthase (glutamine-hydrolyzing) activity. The transcript has a single exon.
AUGUCAAUACAUGUCAGGCGUUGCCGCUCCAGCAUCCCUCGGGGGAUCUGCUCGGUCCUUUGGGCCAGCAGGUUAAGCCAGCGUCAAAGUCUACACACUGGCAACGCCUACAUCACGCAAAACCCAGACGAGUCUCUGGAAGCCGCCAAGCGCGACACGCAUUUCGCCGUCAAGGACAAUAUUGCUGCUCGAGGAUUACCGACAACAUGCGCUUCCAACAUCCUCGCGGGACAGGAGAUCCCCUUCUCCGCAACCAUAGUCCAGCAAUUGCAGCGCCGGAAUCUGACCGUCAUCGGAAAGACCAAUAUGGACGAGUUUGGCAUGGGUACGCAUUCGACAGCCUCGGCCGUUGGCCGUGUGUCGAACAUCUCGCCGAUUGAAGAAAGGUCAGCCGGAGGAAGCUCUGGAGGAAGCGCCGUCGCAGUCAGUGCAGGCACCACCGAUCUUGCGCUGGGUACGGACACGGGUGGAUCGGUCCGCAUGCCGGCCGCUUACACAGAGACGGUUGGAUUCAAGCCCUCGUAUGGCAUGAUUUCCAGAUGGGGCGUCGUUCCUUAUGCCAACUCUCUCGAUACGGUCGGCUUCAUUGCCCAGACUGUUGGUGAGAUUGAGUCUGUCAUUGCGUCUGUUCGUGCAGAACAUGACCUACGGGAUCCGACGUCUUUGACACAGGCUACUCGAGAAAGAUGCAUGGCCCAAGAAAGACAGGUGCCGCCCAGUGUCGAGCAGCGCAAGGGCGAGUGGCUAAGAGGCUUGACUUUUGGUAUUCCCAUCGAGUACAAUAUCGAGGAACUCGACCCGAGGAUCAAGGCCGGAUGGAUGCAAUGCGCGCAAAAGAUCCGAGAUCUAGGCGGAAGAGUUGUACCCGUCUCAUUGCCCUCGACCAAGAAUGCUCUUUCUGCUUAUUAUGUAAUUGCACCGGCAGAGGCAGCCUCCAAUCUGUCAAAAUAUGACGGGAUUCGUUACGGAAAACGAGCAGAAGGCGCAACUACGGAUGCUCUGGACGGUGUCUUGUACGCGAAAACAAGAGGGAAUGGCUUUGGUCCAGAGGUAAAACGUCGAGUCCUCCUUGGCUCGUAUACCUUGAGCUCGAAAGCAAUCGACAAUUACUUUAUCCAGGCUCAGAAAGUGCGACAACUGGUGCGAAAGGACUUUGACCGGGUCUUCAAGCUAUCUAACCCACUGUGCGAUGAGGCACCGUUCGACCUAAGCGAAAUGGAUGAGUCAAUAAGCCUGGAGAAUAAGCUUGGCCCUACGCAGGUUGAUUUCAUUAUUUCACCGACGGCUCCCACUCCUCCUCCCAGAUUAGAGGACGUAGCCAAGCAGACCCCACUGGACUCGUACAUGAACGAUGUCUUCACGGUUCCAGCCAGUCUCGCAGGUCUUCCUGCGAUUAGUAUACCAAUGGAUAUACCCGUCGACACUACGAGUGAGGAGGAAAAGCUCCUCAAUUUUGGAGGUCUGCAAAUCAUCGGGCAAUUCUGGGACGAUAUGACAUUGCUUGCUGUUGCUCAAGGACUGUCCCCAGAAAUAUCUUCACGAGUAGCAAACGUGACAAAAGAGUUGUAA